CAACGGAAGAAGUUAUCCUCUCUCAACUGCACUGACUACUUAGGCUGAACUGAGAUUGGCGGAGUUGCUUUGCGGAACAAAAGAUCGUUGAACUUGUAGCCUAUAGAAUCGACCAUCUUUACAAACUUGGAGUGUGAAGUUCCUCUUGUCUCUUCUUGGCAUGUAACGGUAAGUGAGCAGUGAGUGGCAUCAAGAUGGAAGCUUGCAUCCGACCUAGAGACAUUGAGAGGGCAGUGAUAAUCCCCUAUCCUACCUGUAAAUCGUGUAGUGAUAUUGCCUUCUGGAAAUUGAGGUGUUUGUCUUAUGGACCAUAAAUAUGGGAGUUACUUCCGUUCCGGAACAUGAAUUGUACCGACGGCUUCUGGCAAUAUCCGGCCCUGCGUUCAGAAAUACCAGUACUUUCAUAUUAAUUUCGCGACCUUUUCUUCUGCUCGUGGUUAAAUAAAUAGCUUGACUCAUACUUUAUUGCAGAAUUCCAUUGGGGGCAUCGUGACGCUCACCAGAGAUACACAAUAUGACAUCAAUAACAAAGCUACCAAGUGACAAAGCCAGUCCAACUAUUGAGGUUGAAUUUGGUGGCCACAAGGUUCAAGUUCCAAAGGGCGGGUACUACGAUCGCUAUGGCAUGAACCCAGACCUGGACGAGGUGGCCAAAGAUCCUGUUGUCGAAUCUAACCUCGACUUUUUCCGAGCCAUCCCCAAGAGUCUGGUCGAUUCAAGAGUCGGCCGCAUCUAUGCGCCAAACUUCUACUAUCGCACUUCCAGCAUCCAGCUCGCUUACAUUGCGCCACUUAACCGCUUACGGCCACGACUACCAGAGCCACUGGAGCCGCUGGUAGUUCUUCCCGGCUAUGGAAUGGUUGCCCUCACAUUUUAUGCUUACCAUGUCUGCGACAAUGACCCUUAUAACGAGGUAUCGAUAGCCAUCAUGGUGCGUCAGCCUGGCCAAAAGUCUUUCAGUACGACACAGCUGCUUCGCUCUGUCUGGGACCGAAAGUUCUUUGGCCAUGUCUUGGCUCUUCCUGUUAACACAGAGCUUGCUCGCGUUCGAGGGGUGUAUGGAUAUCAGCUCCCCAAAUGGCUCGCUAAUAUCGAUCUCACCAUGGAAGACGGCAAGAUCUACGGCCGUGUCACGGCAAUCGACGGAGCCGCUGAUCUGGAGCUAGAAGUCCCUCUCCCUCGUCUGAAGAAAAUCAAGCCAGAGUCUGCCAUCUCAACUAGUACCGCACUAGGCAAGAUAGACGGCAAAUUGUGUCAGGUAGUCGUAAGAACCAAUCCACUUCUAGCCGCCCAGUCUCUGCUUCCAAGGGGUGUUAAGCUUUCGCGGAGUGAUGGCCCGCUAAGCAGGCUUCUCAACGAGCUGGAGAUCUCAACCAUUGUCCGAGCGGAUAUUCUCAAGGAUGCUCAAAUGGUGUUGCAUAUGCCGACGCCGCUGGAGCGCUUAUAAAGCGCACCCAGAUUGGUGUUUGAAAAACGAUGUAAUUUUGACUUGUGUACACAGCCUA
Messenger RNA from [Torrubiella] hemipterigena, 1505 nucleotides. The record is from the annotation of a GenBank genome assembly. Lineage: Eukaryota; Fungi; Ascomycota; Sordariomycetes; Hypocreales; Clavicipitaceae.